Molecule: messenger RNA, 1790 nt
Organism: Morone saxatilis (striped sea-bass)
Lineage: Eukaryota; Metazoa; Chordata; Actinopteri; Moronidae
Gene: tex9
Product: testis expressed 9
Exons: 12
Coding region: 16-1704 (562 amino acids)
Source: RefSeq, a predicted model, not a curated record
UAAGUAACACUGUGCAUGCAGGACUUGACUUUGACUUGUAAUGAAGUAUUCUUAUAUUGUGAUACUGCUACUUUUACACUAAUUCCGCCUCUGGAUACUGACUGUAAGACCAACACAGUGACAAAGCUCAGUCAUAUAUCCCCCCACCCCCCAGAAGCCAGAAGCAUCAAACCUUUGCACAAGAAGACACUACUACUGAACACCUCCUCACCAGAUGGAGUUCUUGAUCCUGAGCUGCAGAGCGCUGGCCUCAGCGCCUUGCAGCCCGGGGAGCAGGCCGGGCAGGCUCCUCGCCCCGCGGUCCGCCUGCUGCUGGGGGUCCUCCUCGGCCAUCGCGGCGGGUCUCGGGACGGGACUCUGCGGGACUGGACGGGACGGGAGGCGUGGACGGGUGUACUCGCCGGCACAGUUAAGCAACAUGGACCGGAGGACGUUGCGAUGCUAACGGGACAGCAGCGCGCCCUGUUGUUGUUGUCGCCACCCAGCCCUCCUCCGACAUCGCUCGCUCCAAGUCCCCGACACUUGCCGAAGAAACGCCCUUCUUCUAGCAGUAAGGCUGAGAGGUCCCAGAGGGAUGACGUAAGACAGCAGGUAAAAUCUGCCUCUGGUCCAACAAAGCGCACAGAUGACCUUCUUGCUAAAGAAGAACAAUACAAACUCUUAAAUGCGGAGCUGGAAGCCAAAACUGCAGAGCUAGUAAGACAGACAGAGCAACUCAUGAGAGAACAAAGUGAAGUUCUGUCAAAACCCUUAUCCGCCCUCCUGCUCACCGACAUUGAGGAUGAAGAGGAUUCAAGGAUAAUAAAGCCUCAUCAGUGCGCUGUGCAGGCGCCCGGUGCGAAGGUGGUGACCAAAAAAAGGGUCACAUUAACAUCACAAAACAUGGGUGCAGGAAAACACGGAAAAGAGCCUCGCAGUAAAACACCAACCCCGACAGUGUCUCAUGUGGAUAAUUCAGCAGCUGUAGAAGACUCGACUGACUUUUUCCUGGCAAAGACGAUCCGUAGCAUGGAGGAGAAGAUGAACGACACUGUGACUCAUGAAAGUGUUGUGGAUGAUGUGUCUUACGCUGGAGACAACGUAGGAUCAGGCAUUUCAGAUGCUCAAAUACGCGUUCUGAAGGCAAAACUACGGAUUAUGCAAGAGGAACUGGAUCAACUCUCAUGUGAAUAUUACAAGAAGGAUGAUGAAAACGCCAAGCUUUGUGCAAAAAUUAAGGAGCUUGAGGAAGAUCGAGCCAGGCUGCAGAAAACAACAGGCAUCCAGCAAACACAGAUUGAGAAGCACAGAGCUUUAGCGGAGGAGUCGGGCAAAAAAUGUGAAGGCCUUCAGCUGCAAGUGUCUGCUUUACACAAGGAAAUAGAAAACCUGAACAGAUCCCAGAAACAAGCAGCAGGUGUCCACGGCACCGUGGAGGUUCGUCUGAACAGAGCCUUGGAGGAAGGGGAGAAGUUAAAGACUCAACUGAACAAGAUGAAACAGAUGAACAAGGACAAGAAAAGCGAGGAACAUCAGAGCAAAGAAAAUCUUAUUGCUGAAAACAAAAUGCUAAAAAAACAGAAAGCAGAGCUAAUCGUGGGUUUCAAGAAACAGCUCAAACUGAUCGACGUCCUCAAAAGACAAAAGAUGCAUUUUGAAGCUGCCAAGCUGCUGUCGUUCACAGAAGACGAGUUCAUGAAAGCUCUAGACUGGGGGAAGUCAUAGACGAAGAGCCAAAGACAUCAGUUAACUGAAUCUGAUCAGUACGACAAUUAAAAAGUUUGAAUUCAACAUUUGUCUCCUAAUUAUUA